Messenger RNA from Gossypium raimondii (Peruvian cotton), 1124 nucleotides. Its product is annotated as cold shock protein 2. The record is from RefSeq and is a predicted model, not a curated record. NCBI's taxonomy places the organism in Eukaryota, Viridiplantae, Streptophyta, Magnoliopsida, Malvales, Malvaceae. The coding region runs from base 234 to 791 and encodes 185 amino acids. Gene Ontology annotation, molecular function: zinc ion binding; nucleic acid binding. The transcript has a single exon.
ACCAGUCAAACACUCCAAACGGAUAAACCACCAAAUUUUCCAAACCCUCAGAUCCAAUCCAAUUCCUCUUUCUACCCUCCGAUCUUUAUCCCGCAUCAAACACGAAAAUAGCCCGCCCCCAAUAUUAUUGGAGCAGCCAAUAAAUCCACACAGAAGAAAAGAAGAAAAAAAAAAAAGGCCCCGGUGGAGAAACUUAUUUACUUUAGGAAUUUUCUAGAACCUUCUCGAAGGCAAUGGCUGAGGCGACCAGCACCCAGAGAUCCACUGGCACGGUCAAAUGGUUCAGCGCCCAGAAAUGUUUCGGUUUCAUAGCUCCCGACGACGGAGGCGACGACCUUUUCGUCCACCAAACCUCUAUUCUUUCCCAAGGCUUUCGUACCCUCUCCGAUAGCCAACCCGUCGAGUUCUCCAUCGAUGUCGGUGAAGAUGGCCGAGCUAAGGCCGUUGAUGUAACUCCUAUGCCUCGACCUCGCCGUCCUUCCCGUGGUGGUGGAAGAGGAGGAUAUUUUGGCGGCAGAGGUAGAGGUGGUGGUGGUUACAGGAGAGGAGGUUAUGGUGGUGGCGGUGGCGGAGGUAGUGGCGCUUGUUAUAAUUGUGGGAGGACGGGGCAUAUAGCCAGGGAUUGUUAUCAAGGUGGUGGAAGUGGAAGUACGAGAUACAGUAGCGGCCGUGGAGAUGGUGGUGGAAAUAGAAGAUACGGUGGCGAUAGCGGUGAUGGACGAGGAGCUGGGGGACGAUGUUUUAAUUGUGGAGAUGAAGGCCAUUUUGCAAGGGAUUGCCCUAACAAAUAAUUCAGAAAACAAAACCGGACAUUUCCUAUAAUAUUUAGUGAGUAUAAGUUUUUCUUUUACGGUGUUUUGGAAAGGGGUUUAUCAGCAAAAGAAGAAGAAACCGGAAAGUUGUCCAUUCUUUCCGAUCAGGCUUACUUUUCCCGAUUCCGAGUGAUCUGGUAACAUCGUUAAAAAAAAAAAAGUCCAUUGUUUUGUAUAAUGUGUUGUAAUUGUUGUCAUUCUCUUAAUUCUUAUCGAUUCUUCUUUCUUUAAUCCUCUAUUCUUAGUCUUUGCAUUUACAGUAUGAAUGGGCAAUCAUUUGUCUUCCUUGAAGUAAAUUUCUUUUGUUUUUCA